CAGGCCGUAAGGCAUCUCCCUAAAUACUGAUUUUGUUUGGAGAAGCUGUCUAUUGUAUCUCACUAUACUACUAAGCUAGCCAUCAAGUCUUCUACGUCCCCACAUCCUCAUACUGCAUGAUCAUGUCAACCAAUCGAUAUGUAUCAUGUCUAAUCCAGGGAAUGAAAAUCGCCGCAUCGAGCGUGACAGCUGCCGCGAGGCACUUUCCAAGCACAUUUAUGAUAUGCUAUCUGAUAAGGUUGUUGCACCCUCAAAAGUACGAUUGCAACCAUCACCUAGCGACGGUUAUAAAUGGUCUUACAAGGAAUCAAAAAGCCACCUAUUCAAGAAGCCGCUGAGCGAAUUGUCAACAAAUAGUUAUAUUGAACUACGGGAAGCUCUUAAAGAAGGCGCUAUCAAAGCUACCCGAACACACAAUGAGUCCCCCGACACCGAAUGGAGGAAGCUCAAAGCAGAAUUAGACGGCGCUUGUAACAGGGUAGCUGAGUUGGAAGGCGAAAACCAACAGUUAUACCAAGCUCUACAAAGACAGUCUGAGAAGUUAAGAUGCCUGCAGCGAUGCUUUGCAGAAAAUAAAGGCCAACUCGAGAGUGCGCUAUUUAUAAUGGAAACAGUAAAGAAGGCCUUUGAUAGUGAUUCGUAUGUAUUUGAAUGAACGAUAGUGAAUCAAGAGAUGGAUGUUUUAGCUUUAUGAAGA
Molecule: messenger RNA, 697 nt
Organism: Aspergillus vadensis CBS 113365
Lineage: Eukaryota; Fungi; Ascomycota; Eurotiomycetes; Eurotiales; Aspergillaceae
Exons: 2
Coding region: 146-655 (169 amino acids)
Source: RefSeq, a predicted model, not a curated record